CGGCCCUGCUCGGCCGAGCCCCUUCAGCCAAGCCCUUAGACAGGGGGGCUCCGCUCCGGCCCGGUCACGUGACAGGCCGAAGUUGGCCCGUGCCGUGAGGGGUGCGCUCGGCGCGGAAGCGGGACUCGGACCCACGGCAGGGGGAAAACGGCGGCUAGAGCGCGAUCCCCAGUAUGGCCUCCUCAUCACCUAAAUAUAAUUCAAACUCCUUGGAGAGCUCGUCAAUUAAAAGGAUCCCAAAAGAUGGAACUAAAUGGGAACAAAAUGAGGAAAUACCGCGUCUACCAGGAGAAACUAGCAUCACAGACAAGGAAGUUAUCUACGUAUGUCCAUUUAAUGGUGCAGUUAAAGGAAGACUGUAUGUUACAAACUACAGACUAUACUUAAGAAGUGUGGAACUAGAUCCAGUUGUGAUAUUAGAUGUUCCUCUGGGUGUAAUUGCAAGGAUUGAGAAAAUGGGUGGAGCUUCAAGUAGAGGAGAAAAUUCCUAUGGACUAGAUAUUACUUGUAAAGAUAUGAGAAAUCUACGGUUUGCACUGAAACAAGAAGGUCACAGCAGAAGAGAUAUAUUUGAAAUCCUUACAAAACAUGCUUUUCCCCAGUCACAUAAUUUGCCUUUUUUUGCAUUUGUAAAUGAAGAAAAGUUUGCUGAAAAUGGUUGGAUGGUUUAUAAUCCGAUGCCUGAAUAUAGGAGACAAGGACUGCCCAAUGAACAGUGGAGAGUAACCUUUAUCAAUGAACAUUAUGGACUAUGUGAUACAUAUCCAUCACUUUUGGUAGUCCCAUAUAAUGCCACAGAUGAUGAUCUCAAGAAAGUUGCUGCUUUUAGGUCCCGAAAUAGAAUUCCAGUCCUGUCAUGGAUUCAUCCAGAGAACCAAGCUGUUGUUAUGCGCUCCAGUCAGCCUCUUGUUGGUAUGAGUGGGAAAAGAAAUAAAGAUGACGAAAGGUAUCUUGAUAUUAUCAGGGAUGCUAAUGGACAGAUCUCAAAACUGACUAUCUAUGAUGCAAGACCCAGUGUAAAUGCAGUAGCUAACAAGGCCACUGGGGGAGGAUAUGAAGGCGAUGAUGCAUAUCCCAAUGCAGAACUCUUCUUCCUAGAUAUUCAUAAUAUUCAUGUCAUGAGGGAAUCUUUAAAAAAGUUGAAGGACAUUGUUUAUCCUAAUGUAGAAGAAUCUCACUGGCUAUCUAGUUUGGAGUCAACUCACUGGUUAGAACAUAUCAAGCUUGUCUUGACAGGAGCUAUUCAAGUGGCAGACAAGGUGUCUUCAGGGAAGAGCUCAGUGUUGGUACACUGUAGUGAUGGUUGGGACCGAACAGCACAAUUAACUUCUCUAGCCAUGUUGAUGUUAGACAGCUACUACAGAACAAUUGUGGGUUUUGAAGUUCUGGUACAAAAGGAGUGGAUAAGCUUUGGACACAAAUUUGCAUCGAGAAUAGGCCAUGGUGAUAAAAACCAUGCUGAUGCUGAUAGAUCACCUAUCUUUCUCCAGUUCAUUGAUUGCGUGUGGCAAAUGUCUAAGCAGUUUCCAACAGCUUUUGAAUUCAAUGAACAAUUCUUGAUUACAAUUCUGGACCAUUUGUAUAGCUGCCGAUUUGGUACUUUCUUGUACAACUGUGAAUCUGUUAGAGAAAAAGAGAAAGUGACUCAGAGAACAUUGUCAUUGUGGUCACUGAUAAAUAGUGAAAAAGCAAAGCACACCAAUCCUUUUUAUACUAAAGAACUGAAUCGAGCACUCUAUCCAGUAGCUAGUAUGCGUCACUUGGAACUUUGGGUCAAUUAUUACAUUAGAUGGAAUCCAAGGAUUCGGCAGCAACAGCCAAAUCCCGUGGAGCAGCGUUACAUGGAGCUCCUAGCACUGCGUGAUGACUAUAUGAGAAGACUUGAAGAACUACAGAUCACAAAUAAUUCUAAGAUUUCCAAUUCAUCAACCUCAUCAGCAUCUCCCUCACAAAUGAUGUCCCAUGUGCAAACUCAUUUUUGAAGGAAAAAAUGUUUUUCUUUGAACAUUGUAACCAUAAGUGGUGCUUAAUGUAGAUCUAUAGUACAAAAAGGAAUAUAUGAAUGCCUUAUAUUGGACCUCUUCCUAACAUGAAAUUUUUUAGAUUGUCUCCAUAGUUGGAAGACUUGAAAGAACGGUCUCUUCAGUUCAUUUGUGCCUUUCGGAAUCUGUGGACAGGAAAUGUUAUCCAAUAUGGGAAGCUUAUAUGGGAUGCUUUAGAAGUGUAUUUUGUAAAAGUUUGAUACAAUUGGAAAUAUGAUUUGAUUUUUUUUUUAGUAUGCAUUAAUUUAUUGCAUCAUUAGGUCCUGAUCCUGCAAAGACAUAACCAUGUGCUUAAUCUUAUGCACUGUGAAUAGAGCCAUUGACUUCAGUGGGGCUUUUCACAGUGUAUAAAUGUAAGGAUGUGUGUAGCCUUAGGGGCCUUAGACUUUUUGAGGCAAAAAUGAGAGUUGUAUUAUCUUCUUGAGCUUUCAAAAGCAAAGUACUCAGAAAUAGAUUUUUUUUCUAGUAAACUGAAAACUACUCCAGUUUUUAUUGUUCAAAAUAAUUCCAAAUCUGAGGACUUUAGGUGACAAGAAACUUGUAAUUAACCAUUCAACUUGCUCACUAUGUAUCUGAAAACAAGAUAACUGUAUAGAAAGGCUAACUUUUAUAUUGUAGAUGCAGAUUUUAGAAUAAAUGGAUGAGGAUUGUGGUGGCUUUGGAGCAAAUAAGUUGCAAACUCCUUUUUUUUUUGUUUUUUGUUUUUGUUAAGUUAGCUGUGGAACACUACAUAUAUUUUUGAUUCUCUGUUCUGUCAGCAAUAUUUUCUGGAUUUUUGCUUUCAUUAAUUUGCCAAAAAAUAAAGAACGGUUCUCAAGAAGACGUAUAUAAAUCUAAAAAAUAGGAUCCACGAAGACAUUGCUUAAAUGUCAAAUAGUAGCAAUAAGCUUAGCUUUUAUGUUUUCUAAAAUGAAACAUCAUGCCUAUUCAUUGCAGCUUUUAUACCAAAAUAGUUUAAAAUUCUUCAGAUUAUGAGUAAUGAGUUGGGAACCUCUUAAAUGUGUAGCUAGAGCAUUUUAAUCUAUUCCUUUAACAAAUUUAUUCUUUAUCAAGUAUUUAAAGGGAUUUCAGUAUAUAAAAUUUGCAGAUAAUAGAUUGUGCAUUGACUGAAUCUUUCAACGAACUUGGUUUGAAGUUCAUUUCAGAGGCUUCUAUUGUUACAUUUAUAAUUUGCUCCUUUCAGGUAUUUUUUCAUUAGAGUUACAAGCACUUAAGGCAGCACAAACCUUGCUACUUGAUAUUUUAAUUCAUAUUUGCAUAUACUUGGAAGUUUUAAUGAUUUUCAGGCAAUUGAGUACAUUUUGCAAUAUAGGAUUUGUAAAGGACUGUUCAUAGAUAAUAUAGUUAUUUUAAAGGGAAUGUUUGACACUUGAGGCUUCUACCUUUGUAAAUUAUUGUACAUGUAAGUUUUGAUCUACAAAAUGUAACAGCAAAAUACAAUAGGAUAUGUAUAAAUUAAGUUUGUGUAAGUAUAUAAAAUAUAGUUUAUUAGAAAUUC
This is a messenger RNA of Mauremys mutica (yellowpond turtle), 3540 nucleotides long. RefSeq names its product myotubularin 1 (gene MTM1). NCBI's taxonomy places the organism in Eukaryota, Metazoa, Chordata, Testudines, Geoemydidae. Gene Ontology annotation, molecular function: phosphatidylinositol-3,5-bisphosphate 3-phosphatase activity. Gene Ontology annotation, biological process: muscle cell cellular homeostasis; dephosphorylation; negative regulation of autophagosome assembly. The coding region runs from base 174 to 1982 and encodes 602 amino acids. The transcript has 15 exons. Gene Ontology annotation, cellular component: plasma membrane. The record is from RefSeq and is a predicted model, not a curated record.